UAUAUAGCAGUUCCACUCAUAGUCUUAUAUUUUUUACCAAAAACAAAUCAACAUUAUACUGUACAUAUCAAAUAAGGAUCUCCCACUUAUAGAUGGAUUUGAAGAUUCAAGAUCAUGAGAAACUACUCCCUAUCAAAGUUGAAGUUGAAUCACUAGAAAAUGAUCAAGAUUCCAUCUCCAAGGAAGAAAAACACUAUAUAGGUGUCCGAAAAAGGCCAUGGGGAAAAUAUGCAGCUGAAAUCAGGGAUUCAACAAGGAAUGGAAGAAGGGUUUGGCUCGGAACUUUCGACACUGCUGAAGAAGCUGCUUUGACUUAUGACCAAGCCGCGUUUUGCACAAGAGGUCCUUCAACUUGCCUGAAUUUCCCUGUGGAAAAAGUGCGUGAAUCACUAACAAAAAUGGAAUGUAACAACCUUAAAGAUGGGUUGUUGCUAGCCCUAAAAGAGAAACACAAGAAGAGAGGUAGUACUUCAAGAAAAAAGAAACAAGUGAAUAUUAAAGAAGAAGAGAAUGUGUUAAUAUUUGAAGAUUUAGGUCCUGAUUUAUUAGAUGAACUCUUAUCUGAGUACACCUCUUGUUCAAAUUAGUCUACAAUUUUCCACAUCUGUAAGUAAAUCUUGUAUUUCUUUGUUCAUGGUUUAAUUCUAUAUAUUGUUCGAACUAUCCAAAAUGUUGCCACACUUGUACCGUCGGAUGCUCCAAGCACUGCUUUUGGAGGAUUCGACACGCAUCUGACGCAUUUUUAUAAGUCUGAGCAAAAUAGGUUUAAUUGACCAUUCUUUUUUAUUUAGUCCUUUUUUUCUGGUCAAUGUACUGUUUCCUUUUUUUAGUUAAUGCAAAGGAUUCAAAAUCCUAUAAUUCACAAACUUUGAUUGAAGCUCAGGUUGAAAAAAUGCCUUUGAAAGUAACUAGAUCGUGUUUGAAAAAAAAUUUCACUUGAAAAAAAAAAAAAUCUUAAUGUUCUGUAAGGGGAAAACCCUUAUUUUACCUGACAUACGAAUCAAACAAGUUUUCCAAUAUUUCACCAGUAUUUCAGAUAUUGAAUUUCAGUAUAUAUUUGCAAAUAAUAAUGUCCAAACCAUUAUUAAUUUCAUCAUUUGUGAAUAAUGAUGUCCAAAACCAUUAUUAAUUUCAUUAUUUGCGGGUAAUGAUGUCCAAACCCAUUAUU
This is a messenger RNA of Lycium barbarum (goji berry), 1168 nucleotides long. RefSeq names its product ethylene-response factor C3-like. Gene Ontology annotation, biological process: regulation of DNA-templated transcription; ethylene-activated signaling pathway. The coding region runs from base 93 to 587 and encodes 164 amino acids. The record is from RefSeq and is a predicted model, not a curated record. The transcript has a single exon. Gene Ontology annotation, molecular function: DNA binding; DNA-binding transcription factor activity. Lineage: Eukaryota; Viridiplantae; Streptophyta; Magnoliopsida; Solanales; Solanaceae.